AUGAUUUUAUCAUCCGACAGCCACGGCGAGGAUCAUGUCGUCGAAGCGCUGCCGGUUAAGAACAAUGGCACCAAGCAUGUCGACGAUGCUAUGCCCCUCGAAAGGAACGCUGGUCUUAUCAUGGCCGGCCGAGUCGUGCUGACAGGCCACGGAAAGACCAACAAUGCUACCACAGCUCUGAAGGCGAGCACUGAGCGUCUCUAUUUGUCACGGCCGCACUUCUACAAGUCGUUUGUGAAGGACGUUCAACGCGCCACGCCAGCGAUCCACCGAGGGUACUGGCUUCGUAUGCGGGCUGUCAGCUGGGUAGUCCGCAAUUUCCUCGAGCAUGCAGCCGCUGAGAGGAAGGUGAUUAUCAAUCUUGGUUGCGGGUAUGACCCUCUGCCUUUCCGGUGGCUCGCUCAGAAGGGCGGUCUCUGCUCCGAAACCAAGUUCAUCGACGUCGACUAUGAGCUCUUGAUCGAGGCGAAGCGGGACAUCAUCAUACACCGGCCUGAGAUGAGAGACCUCCUCCAUGAGACAGCGUCUGGUAUUAACGGCAUCGACUCUUCCGUUGCGCUCGAUAGUGAAGAAUAUGCCGCCAUCGGCUGUGAUCUACGCAAUAUCCGAAGACUGGAAAGGCUGUUAAAGUCAGUGGUUGAUCUUGAGCAAGCAUCGGUCUUGUGCAUCGCCGAGGAUUCGACCUCGUUUAUGCCUGUCAAGGCUGCUGACGCGCUGAUCUGGUGGUGUGCAGGACUAUCGUCUGAUGUCACAUUUUGUCUUGUGGAGCCUAGCAGUCCUGAUCAACCUGACAACCCUUUUACCCGGAAGAUGACGGAUCACUACAAGGGCCUCGGUACGCCCUUGAAUUCUAUCUUCGAAUACCCAUAUGACCGUGCCCAAAUUCAGCGUUUCAGCAAUGCCGGGUAUGCUCACAUAGAUCACCAGUCUCUAUGGGAGCUGUGGGCUGAUCCGCGCUUCUUGUCGCCCUCGCAACGUAUGAAGUUGGACCACGUGGAACCAUUCGAUGAUUGGGAAGAGUUUGCUCUCUGGGCCAGUCACUACUGCCUGGUCGUAGCACGUAACGGCAAUCAGCCAGUCCUCCCCAGCAAAGUCCACAUGGCCCGACGCGACUCGAUUUCCAGCGAUGCUUCUGACAUCUCUGCACGGACGUCAUCACCGUGCAAUCCAGACUCCGAGCACUUUGCCUUUCGGCACUAUGGUGACCCAGGAGAUCUUUGCCGUCGCCACCAUGGCUCAGCUUAUCCUAUACCGGACCAGGACGCUAUAGCAAUCUUUGGAGGUAAGGGGUCGAAUUCAUACCUCUCUACCAGUGCAGUCUGCCGGCCGCGACACCUGAACGACGAGACACCCGUAGUGCUUCCGCCAGAGGUGGGUGCCCGAUCUUGUCACAUGAUGAUCUCUCUAAAUAAUGGUGAUAAUAUGCUGGUGGGCGGCCGUCGUUCGCCGAGUCAGCCUCUGAAAGACUGUUGGUUGCAGAAAGGAAAUACGUGGUAUCGCAUACAUGAUCUGCCAGAGGGACGCUAUCGGCACAGGCUUGUCCCGGUGACCUUACCUGGGAACGUUUUCGGUGCUGUUUGCUUUGGCGGCAAGGUGAGCCCAACGAAGGUUGCCGUUGACGUGCUGUUAUGGGAGCCUCUCAAUGGCUGGCAAGUGCUACGAAUCUUUGGCUCGGACCCCAGGCCUCGAUUUGGACCGAACUUUGUCUGCCUGGGUUUCAAUCACGGCUUGUUAUUCGGCGGCAUGAGGCAGGACGGCGUGAUCUGUCAAGGCUUCUGGCGGUGGCGUCUUGUCAUCCGCGAUAACGAGGUACUGGCCCUUAGAUUCCGCCCUUCUCAUGCGCUGGACACAAGCAUCGGCUCGUAUCAGUACUUCGCACGCUUCGCUGCCUCUUAUGGCUUCGUACAGGACUAUCUUCUGAUCAUCGGCGGAAUAGCCAGAGGUGGCUGCAUACCCAGAACGUACGAGGUCCUAAGCCUUACCGGGACUUUCUCCACCUGGCACGACGAGGAGCGCAAGGAACCCAGUUUCAGAGUGAAUACGAUCGAGGCAACGCGCUCGCCGGACUGUCCACGGCCGUUCCUUAUCGGCCAUUCCACCCGGCCGACGCAGACCGGUGCCUAUGUCAUCUUGGGCGGCGGCGCGACUUGCUUCAACUUCGGAGACUAUUUCAACCGAGGCAUUUGGGUCCUCUACGAGAAAGAGGCGGGUCUUUCGGCUGACUGGAUCAUUGUCCCCAGCCAAGCAUCGAAGCUGCCGCCAGUGCAUUCAGAUUGGGACUACACUGGUGCGAGGCGGAAGGAAGGCAUUCGAGUUGAUCCGACCUCACUGACCGGCCCACAAGAGUUCAACAACGCGGUUCGUCUAUCACAGCCUCUUCUUAUGAGAGGCCUCGACUGCGGGCCUGCUGCGCGGUUCUGGUCCUCACCCUCUCUUGGGAAUGUGCUCUUGGACGAAUUCUAUCUGGAGCAAGACAUCACUCCCGGUACAUCCCCAACCAAUGCAAACCAAGCGUGGACACAAUUUCUCGACGAGGCAGGCAUAUCCUCGAGUAUACUAAAUCUUCCGCCACCAAAUGCAAAGAUCAAAAGUUGUGCUCUAUCCUCCGGCAAGGCCGACAAGGCGCAGCUUGCCAACCUGUUUCGACUUCCCACCGAGUUGAGCAGCAUAGACCGUCUCAUCACAUCCGUGCAGCUUCAGAUCUCCAGGAGAACGUGCCACCAGCUUCGGUACAGUGCAACAGGAACCAUUAUCUUCCAUCAACUAGGCACGCGGAAGGUGCUCUUGUCCCCUCCUUUCAACCAACACAAGCUCGGAUAUGCUCCGGGCUCGCACAUCAGCGACCUCAAUAUUCUCUGCGAUCCAACGCUGUUGCAGGAACACUCCUUCUACACUAUACCAGGCACGAGCACUCACGUUGCUAUGAUGCAACCAGGAGAUGCAUUGUAUAUCCCACCUUUCUGGUCUCGUGCCAGUGUGGUCCUCCGCGGUCCCAACCGCACCAUUGGUCCCCAACAAAUCCGAACCGACAUUGAGGGGUCUUCUCCAGCAGCUACUGAACCACUUUCGACACUCAUCGGUGGCAGGCAUGCAGUCACUGACAAUGAGACCCCACCCAGCUCCAAUGGGAAAAGCGAUCAUCAACUCAAUCCACUCGAUAUCACGUUCAAGGUAUCCUUUAGGAUGCUGCCUCGCUCUGCCCUAACUACAACCCGGGACGAAAACUGGUCAGCUGAGCUCAAGGCGUACGAGGAUAGUAGACGAGACCUCGAGGCCGUUAUGAAGAGGUUCACAUCUUGUUUUGGCAAAUCAGUUGGGGAGCCUGCAACGUUCGAAGGCCAGCCAGGCGCCGAUAUGCUACUCGAGCACAUCCCGAAAGAUGUUGCAAAGGUCUACCUGCAGCGAUUGGGGAAGGAGCUACUGAUGAAGGCCGAAGAGCUGUGA
Molecule: messenger RNA, 3444 nt
Organism: Cladophialophora yegresii CBS 114405
Lineage: Eukaryota; Fungi; Ascomycota; Eurotiomycetes; Chaetothyriales; Herpotrichiellaceae
Exons: 4
Coding region: 1-3444 (1147 amino acids)
Biological process (GO): tRNA methylation; wybutosine biosynthetic process
Molecular function (GO): tRNA methyltransferase activity; protein binding
Source: RefSeq, a predicted model, not a curated record